GCUGAGGCGGGGAGCGCGCGGGAAACCGGGGGAUAUAAACGGUGGCGGGAGGCCGCUGCCCGGGUCCUUUCUCCGGAAUCAAGGUCCUCCUUCCCCGAGUCUCUCUCAGCCCGCGGCCAUCAGACAUGGUGCGGACUAAAGCGGACAGCGCCCCGGCCACCUACAGAAAAGUGGUGACUUCCCGAGCCCCCCGCAAGGUGCUCGGUGCCUCCUCCUCAGCCCCCAACUCCGGGUCUCCUUCCUCAAGAAGAGGUGAAAGUAAGUAUGCGGGCGGCAAUCCAGUGUGCGUGCGUCCGACUCCCAAGUGGCAAAAAGGAAUUGGAGAAUUCUUCAGUCUGGCUCCUAAAGAUUCUGAAAAAGAGAACUGGAUUCCUGAAGAUUCAGAAAGCAGCUGCUUAGGAAAAGCAAACAGAAAAGCUGGUGCUUUGCAGCCCGAUCACACAGAUGGUGAAAAAGAAUAGAACUUUCUUAUUCAUCCUUGACUAAUAUCUCCUGUUCACCAUGGUAUUCCAGGAUGUAAAUCUGCAUAAAUAUAAUUGUUCCUUCUAAUUUUGUUGAAUAGACAUUUAAUUUCUAGCAUGAGCCUCUUACUGUUAGUUAUUUGAAAGCAAGCCUUUAGGAUAUUGGAGAGUUUGUAAGAUUAUUCAUGGUUGCUUUGCUUAGUAUUCAAUGUAAUAUUGUCACUUGGUUUUGCUUACUUGUUAUUAACUUUUUAUUCUUACUAAAAAAAAAAAAAUCACUGCAUGAUGUUCUAAUGACAGAUUUUCUGUAGAAGGGUCAGGGAGCUAGCAUCAUAAUGACUCUCAAGUCCGAGACUGGAACAUCAGGUGCAGUCCUGGACGCCACCACACCAGAGCUAAGUAGUGCUCUGGUGAAAGAAAGGACACCUCUUUGGCUUUUGAGAUUUGCUUACAUCUUUUUGUCCAACUGCCAUUUUUCUUGACACUGGCUAUUGGAUUAGUGUCAUCUUAUAUUUCUCCUAUUUGUUUUUAAAAGCAGUUGGAUUUUUGCAUGUUAAGAAAUCAGUAUUAAUUAAACUGAACAUAUAUACUCUUUUAGAAAGAAAUGGGCCAAAGAUGCAAUGUUGAAAACAAAUUAGAAAGGUUUUUUUUUUUUAGAAUAUGCAUUUGAUUCAGUAUCAGAAUUUUACCCUUUGGGACUAUACUUUAAAAACUGAAAAUCAGGUUAAGUGCACAUGGCGGGAAGCGCAUGGAUCUGUAUCAGGAUCCUGGUUCGAGGCCCCCCCCCCCCCCCCGCGCGCUCCCCACCUGCAGGGGAGUCGCUUCCCAGGUGGUGAAGCAGGUCUGCAGGUGUCUGUCUAUCUUUCUCUCCCCCUGUUUUCCCCUCCUCUCUCCAUUUCUCUCUGUCCUAUCCAAUAAUAAUAAUCACAACGAUGAUGAUAAACAAUAAGGGCAACAAAAGGGAAAAAUGAAUAAAUAAAGUUUAUUUUACAAAACCCUGAAAAUCAUAGAACAUGCAAGGCAAAUCAUGUCCUAAACCCAGAGCUAUGUCUAAGUCCUUCUAGCUACCACUGCGUUUCAGUUGAAGUGCUCUUUCCUCACAUUACUGAGUAGCUUUGAUUCUUGCCUCCUCGUCACUGUUUGCUCACUAAUGUGAUCCUGUUGUCAAAAGUAAUCCUGUUUUAAUAGGCAUUUUUUUUUCUGGUUUGUAUUUACUAACACAAUGCUUACUUUCACCAUCGAUUUCUCCAUGUGUGUAUUUCCUAAGGUUAUAUCCUACUAGAUCUAUUUCAUUUGUUUUAGACAUAAAUCAGUAAUCACUAAAAUGAGUCCUGAUGAUAAUAUAUUUUGUUUUGUCUUUUGAGAUGGGCACUUAAAAGCGUGCUAUUGACUUGCUAGCAGACUUUUAGCCUAAAUGCUGAUUUGAUAGCUAGACGUAUUAGAGUAAUUCAAACUAUGUCUAUUAAAACCAAGUUCUGAUGAGUCUGAAACAUGACUUUGCUAUUUUCACUGGUGAAGAGACCAAUCUAAACAGUGAAGUCUAAUUUAGGUAUGUAAGUGUUUCUAAAUGUUUGACCUUAGUGACAGUCUCAAGUGCACCAUAUUUGAUUAUGUCUAGUUUUUACUAGGCUGGGGACCUAUGUAAUCUUUUUUUUGUAAGUUAUUAAAAAUGAAGAUUGACUGACUACCUAGCCUCUUUGCUUUCAGAUGUAUGAAAAGCACAGGCUUCCUAUUCCCAAGGAAACUGAAUUUUAAAAAAAUGUAUACAUUAAAAAGUAUUAAACCAAA
This is a messenger RNA of Erinaceus europaeus (western European hedgehog), 2249 nucleotides long. It is a transcript of the gene PCLAF, whose product is annotated as PCNA clamp associated factor. Gene Ontology annotation, molecular function: chromatin binding. The transcript has 4 exons. Bases 126 to 461 code for a protein of 111 amino acids. Lineage: Eukaryota; Metazoa; Chordata; Mammalia; Eulipotyphla; Erinaceidae. The record is from RefSeq and is a predicted model, not a curated record. Gene Ontology annotation, cellular component: nucleus. Gene Ontology annotation, biological process: translesion synthesis; regulation of cell cycle.